AUGAAUCUACUCGUAAACAGUGGUGGGAUGUUUACCUGGAAAAAAAUAAUAGCACCGGGUUUGGGCCGAGGAAUAGACGUAGCGACCCAAGGAAAAUGGGCAGUAGUAACGGGAGCUACCGACGGCUUAGGAAAAGCCUACGCCCAAGCUUUAGCAGCCAAAGGCAUGGACAUUAUCCUGGUUUCCAGGUCGUUGGUAAAAUUAGAAGCAGUCGCCAAAGAACUUCGCACUACGUACGGAGUCGAAACUCAGGUUCUUGAAGCCGAUUUAACGGAAGGUCCACCUGUUUAUGCCAAGAUCGCGAAACUUAUCGAAGGCCUCGAGGUCGGAGUAUUAGUUAACAACGCGGGAAUGAGCUACGACCAUCCAGAAAUAUUCACAAACAUCACCGAAGAAACGAUAACCAACAUUCUCCAGCUUAAUGUCGCGGCUACUACCGGAAUCGCGAGAGCCGUGCUUCCGGGAAUGAUGGAACGCCGUAAAGGUGUCAUUAUUAAUAUCAGUUCAACAGCCGCAGCUAUUCCCAGUCCCUAUUUGGCGGUCUACGCUGCUAGUAAAGCGUUUGUUGAUAAAUUGAGCGCUGAUUUAGCUGUUGAAGCUGCACCGCGCAAUGUCACGGUUCAGUGUGUCCUUCCAGGUCCCGUUGCUACAAAAAUGUCCAAAAUUAAGAAAGCGUCAUGGAUGGCACCGACGCCUGAAAAAUUUGUGGACACAUGCCUAAAAACAGUCGGCAUAGAAUCACGGACAACAGGUUACCCGCCACACUGUUUGAUAAUCGGGAUAAUAAAUGGGUUGCGUUGUAUCUGUGAGAAAGGUACUAUUUGGCUGGUAUCAAGGACGAUGUUAAAUAUUCGUGGUAAAGCGUUGAAGAAAAAGAAACACGAUGAGAAGACUAGUGAACAAGUGAUCACUGAUUUACCAUCCAGACGAGAAAAUCCGUGUGUCGUAUUAAAUGCUGGCGAUUGA
Messenger RNA from Cotesia congregata, 966 nucleotides. The record is from the annotation of a GenBank genome assembly. Lineage: Eukaryota; Metazoa; Arthropoda; Insecta; Hymenoptera; Braconidae.